This is a messenger RNA of Oncorhynchus keta (chum salmon), 6002 nucleotides long. RefSeq names its product transmembrane protein 263-like. The transcript has 3 exons. Bases 366 to 731 code for a protein of 121 amino acids. The record is from RefSeq and is a predicted model, not a curated record. NCBI's taxonomy places the organism in Eukaryota, Metazoa, Chordata, Actinopteri, Salmoniformes, Salmonidae.
GGUCUAAUACCAACAGGCUCAGAGACGGCUUGUAGACAAACUAUGACUGAACACGAACUGGGCUGACCACCUACUGCUACCAGACUCUGAUAAAAGCUAAAUAAAUGUGAACAUUUAUUCCGUUUCCCCAAAACACUAAAUGUUGGACUAUAAAUUGUUCCUGUAUUAUACUUAUACAUUGUUUUGUUCUAUUCCACUGUGCCAUUUACUUAGUAUGAUAUUGUAUUUCUUGUGGCAAAGUACCUCGUCUACUGGCUACUUGAGCCAUCUCCAUUGUAGCUAGUUUGUUCCUAAGGAAAAAACCCGUUGCUGACAGUUGAGGAUAGCUGCAACGUCAGAGAACAGACACAGAAACAAGAGGGAAGAUGAGUCAAAGCGAGCAGCAACAGCAGGAUGAAAUCCCAGCACACCUCAAAGAUGAGCAUCCAGCAGACGGUAACAAGGAUCACCCCGCGCCCCAGCCAGGCAUGUUCUCCAGAGUGACUGGAGGACUCUUCAGUGUCACUAAAGGUGCUGUGGGAGCCACUGUGGGUGGGGUGGCCUGGAUAGGAGGGAAGAGCUUCGACCUGACCAAGACCGCUGUCACCUCAGUGGCCGCUGUACCUGGCAUUGGGGUGGGGAUGGUGAAAGGAGGGGUGUGUGCUGUAGCUGGAUGCGUGUCUGCAGUAGGCUCAGCGGUGGCCAAUAAAGUUCCUAUUGGAGGAGGCAAGAAGAAGGACAAGUCUGACUGAGGAAGGGGCGGACGGCGAUGCCGUUUUGGGUCUCAUGUCUGUUUCGUCUACAGUGUGAAGGGGCCUGGAGGGCUACAGAGGAUUCAAAGUUGUGUGUGUGUUCUCUUUUUGUGGAGGCCUACACUCUGAUCCGCAACUGUCUAUGGACCACUCUCAUUAUGUGGCGGCCUGGUCACAGAGGGGGAGACUAAUUAAGUGGUUUCCUGGUCAAUAGGUCAGGGGCCACCGCACCCGUCUUUGUCUGCAAAAUAACCAGUGCCUCAAACUGUUGGAAUAUGAAAUGACUGACUGUGAAUGUUGUAUUUACUCUGUAGAUAAAAACCAGCCAAGAAAAUAUUAGGCCUAUUUUAUUGCUUAGUAUUUGUUCCAUCUCCUGGUUGCUGUUUAAGAAACAGGCCAAGAACAUUUUCACAAUGUUUAAGGCGGUGUUCAUGUUCACUGCUGUGUUUGGCAGUCAGACAAUCAGUGAUCGAUGCCUAGUCCGGCACCUCUAACAGUAAAUAAAAAGGAUCUCAAGGGGGGGGUUUGGUGCUGGGACUGCACAGGAGGUUACUACCUUGACCCCCGAGCAGAGGUGUGGUUCAGAUUGAAGAAGCAAGCACCGGGCUGCUCCAACCACCGAGGCAGCGCCUUGUUUUGAAAAGCAUUGGUAACGGCGGGGAGUCGAUGGCUGCACUCCAUCUCUCUGAUUGAUUCUAUUUCUGAGAUUACGGACUCUAUGCGUCUGGGGCCCAGCCGCUCAGCCUUGGUGCUCUUUCCCACAACAACACUCAUCACUCUCCCACCCCUCCCCAAUAAUUACCGCGGCACGCUGGGGUUUCAACGCUACCUGCAAGGGCUAUGGUAGACUGAACACUGCUAGGGAAGUCGAUGUUCCUGACUAGAUGUUUAUGCUGGUGGAUAUUGUUUUCUUUUGUUUUUUUUCUUCUUCCCCUGUAAAGUAUACGAUUUAUAUCUCAAACUCCCCAUUCCUGAUGUGAGGGGGAUUUUUUUUUUUUUUUUCGUAGGGAUAUUAUUUCUCCACCAUGGAAAUGCUCUAAAGUGGACAUGUUCAUUUCCAUUCAUCUUUUUCAUCUUCAGAAAACGCACUCUGGUGCAAGUAAUGUAACCUUAUGUUUUUCAAUGACAAAGUAGUUUUAGGAUCCGUUUCCCCUUUGAUGGUAUGGACUCUUCAUUUUUUCACUGAUGGUGCGUUGAAUCACAGAGCUCUGUCACUGCUGUUCCUUCCUCUCUUGCUAUAUUUUGAUCUUUCACUUUACAGCAAGGUGCCUUAUUCCCACAAGAAAGCCUGAACUAAAGUAACUUAUUCAUAUUUUUAACCUACCACUAAUAUAUCUAUCAUCUUAUUCCGUAGUCCACAUCUUGUUCUACUGCCAAAAAACAAACCAGCCUACUUUAGCAUUAACCAUUUCUGAAUACAUUUAAGGAGUUGUCUUUUUCUAUUGUUUGUAUUAGAAAUAAAAUGUAUUCAUAUUAUUAAUAUACAGUUCCAGUCAAGUUUGGACACCCUUUGCCUUGAUGACAUCUUUGUACACUCGUGGCAUUCUCUCAACCAGCUUCAUGAGGUAUGAAUGCAUUUUAAUUAACAGAUGUGCCUUGUUAAAAGUACAUUUUGGGAAUUUCUAGGUUUGAGCCAAUCAGUUGUGUUGUGACAAGUAGGGGUGGUAUACGGAAGAUACCCCUUUUUGGUAAAACACCAAGUCCAUAUUAUGGCAAGAACCACUCAAUUAAGCAAAGAGAAAUGACAGUCCAUCAUUAGUUUAAGACAUGAAGGUCAGUCAAUAUGGAACAUUUCAUCAACUUUGAAAGUGUCUUCAAGUGCAGUCGCAAAAACCAUCAAGCACUAUGAUGAAACUGGCUCUCAUGAGGACCGCCACAGGAAAAGACCCAGAGUUACCUCUGCUGCAGAGGAUAAGUUCAUUAGAGUUACCAGCCUCAGAAAUGGCAUCCCAAAUAAAUGCUUCACAGAGUUCAAGUACAAGACACAUCUCAACAUCAACUGUUCAGAGGAGACUGCGUGAAUCAUGCUUUCAUGGUCGAAUUGCUGCAAAGAAACCACUACUAAAGGACACCAAUAAGAAGAAGAUACUUGCUUGGGCCAAGAAACACAAGCACUGGACAUUAGACCGGUGGAAAUCUGUCCUUUGGUCUGAUUUUUAGCCAUGUCUUUGAGAGAUGCAGAGAAGGUGAAUGGAUGAUCUCGGCAUGUGGUUCCCACCGUGAAGCAUGGAGGAGGAGGUGUGAUAGUGUGGGCUGCUUUGCUGGUGACACUGAUUUAUUUAUAGAGUUCAAGGCAAGCUUAACCAGCAUGGCUACCACAGCAUUCUGCAGCGAUACGCCAUCCCAGCUUGUUUGCGCUUAGUGGGAGUAUCAUUUGUCUUUCAACAGGAUAAUGACCCAACAAAUCUCCAGGCUGUGUAAGGGAUAUUUGACCAAGAAGGAGCAUAAUGGAGUGCUACAUCAGAUGACCUGGCCUCCACAAUCACUCGACCUCAACCCAAUUGAGGUGGUUUGGGAUGAGUUGGACCGCAGAGUGAAGGGAAAGCAGCCAGCAAGUGUGGGAACUCCUGCCCUGGGGCGGCAGGGUAGCCUAGUGGUUAGAGCGUUGGACUAGUAACCGGAAGGUUGCGAGUUCAAAUCCCCGAGCUGACAAGGUACAAAUCUGUUGUUCUGCCCCUGAACCGGCAGUUAACCCACUGUUCCUAGGCCGUCAUUGUAAAUAAGAAUUUGUUCUUAACUGACUUGCCUGGUUAAAUAAAGGUAAAAAAAUAAAAAAUAAACUGCUGGAAAAGCAUUUCAGGUGAAGCUGGUUGAGAGAAUGCCAAGAGUGUGCAAAGCUGUCAUCAAGGGAAAGGGUGGCUACUUUGAAGAAUCUAAAAUCUAUGAAGAUUUGUUUAACACUUUUUUUGGUUACUACAUGAUUCCAUAUGUGUUAUUUCAUAGUUUUGAUGUCCUCACAAUUUUUCUACAAUGUAGAAAAUAAUACAAAUAAAGAAAAACCCUUGAAUGAGUAGGUGUGUCCAAACUUUUGACUUGGUACUGUAGUUCUCUACCAAAGUAUUUGACUAUUAAUCAGUGGAGUCUUAAAAUUGGGUGUGUAACAUCACAUGGAUAUUUCUUGUGUUAAUGUUUUGUCUAUAAUUUAAUGGAAAAAUGAAUGAGCCUCAGAGCAGUUGUUUUGCCCGUUUGUCAUUAAGGUUUGACUGUGUGAAUUGGAACUAGGAUAAUCAGUUGUUUCCUAUUUGUUUGGCUUGUCAACACUGCAGAGAUUAAUUUCUGUAGCCCCCUCCCCUAGCUCCUACCUCUGUUUUCUAAUCUAAAAUAUCUGUAUAGUCAAUAUAAUAGUAGAGCCACCUAGCCUGUAAAAUUGGCUGCCUAAUCCCAAAUCUGACCCUUAGGCACUUUGUGUAGAUGUGAGAGGAUUGGAUUAUGCAAUAUGUUAAUAGUGCCACGUUUCCCUCUGAUAUUGCUCUCCAAUACUUUCAGGUCUACACACAUGCAUAGGGGGUUGAGCCUAGGGGUCGAUUUGGAAAUAAACAUUUGUGGUUCGCCUCCACCAUGUCCCUUUUACUUACUCUGUAUCUAGUCUUCUGUGAACACCGAAUGGGUAAGGGCUAAGUGAAGGGUUUUAGAGUCCGAAAUGGAACUGGUUCCAUGACGAUCAAAAUGACAGUUAUAUUUUCAAAGCCAAACUGGUGGAUGUUUCAUCUUGAGAUAUUUCAGCAACAGAGCAGUAAAUGAGUCCAUUUGAGUACAGUUCCAGAGUCCAGUUGUAAUAUCGGUAUACUGUCUGAUAGUCUACUCUCAGGAUGAGGCAACCUCAGGCUGUCACACUGGAAUGACUGAUUCCUCACCACGCUACAUAGACAUAGGCAAACAGUUGUGGUAAUACAGACCUUUCACACUUUUCCAAAGCAGUUGUACUACUGAGUAUACAGUAGGAAGACCUUCAUAAUAUUGAGUUGAGCCCAGAACAGACUAAAUUUGUCGGGGCGUGGACAUGGAUGCUGGCCCAUGUUGUCGCUAAUGCUUCCCACAGUUGUGUCAAGUUGGCUGGAUGUCCUUUGGGUGGUAGACCAUUCUUGAUACACACAGGAAAUUGUUGGCUGUGAAAAAUCCAGCAGCGUUGCAGUUCUUGACACAAACCGGUGCGCCUGGCACCUACUACCAUACCCCGUUCAAAGGUACUUAAAUCUUCUGUCUUGCCCAUUCACCCUCUGAAUGGCACACAUACACUAUCCAUGUCUCAAUUGUCUCCAGGCUUAAAAAUCGUUCUUUAACCUGUCUCUUCCUCUUCACCUACAACAAUUUGAAGUGGAUUUAACAAGUGACAUCAAUAUGGGAUCAUACUUUUCACCUGGUCAGUCUGUCAUGGAAAGAGCAGGUGUAUUUUAUGUUUUUUUAUACUCUGUAUAUACUGUAUGGCACUCACAUAAAAACAAAUUACUUGUAGAGAAUGAAUUGCCAAAUGUUGUAUGAUAUGACUUAAGGUUGAGCAGUUUUUUUAAUGAACGAAGCAUGUAUUUCAGUAUGAAAGUACAACUGUGAAAGGGUGCUAGAUUUUCUAUAGAAUCUGCAUGUCCAUGACUCUCGUCAUGAACUGUGUUAGUGCAGCAUUUAAAGUCCAAAUGUUCUCAAUCUCAAACCUUUUGUCUUAGAAAUGUGUCUGUUUCUCACUUAUUAUGAGGAAGAGGUGGUGAGAAAUCUAGAAUGGAUCUCCCCUGCCGUCUAGACAGUCUAGAAUUCACACACUGUCAAUAUGUAACUGGGAAGCCCAGUUCUUCUUCCCUGUUCCACUGUCUAUCAGUGCCUGGAGGGAAUUGACGUGCGGCAGCUUCACACAGGGACUGUAACCUUGAGCCCCCUGUGCAUUAGUCGUAUGAGUUAGUGGCGAUACUGUAGCUUUCACACUCGGCGGAUGAAGGAGAUGAAAUGCCCCAGCCUUUUCCUCAGCUGCUAACAAGGUUGUGAUUCAACCUUUUCGAGGAAUCAAUAAUGAGGCCCAUUGGUGCGAAGUCCAGGAGCUAGAGAUUUUACACUUCAUAGACCCAAUUUAAGUGGUGGCUGCUGAGAGCGAGGCUAAGGUGACUGUUCCAAGAGUGAAGAAGAAAUAAAUCACUUAUACCUUUUUAUAUCACUGCUCACUGUUCCGCUUAACACGGUCAUAAUACCUCUUGACCAUCAUAGAAACAGAAUCUAAGUAGACUUAUGUGGAUCAUUGUAACUAGCGGUUGAUUAAUUAUGUGUGAUUAAAAUAUGCUUUAAAUCUGA